ACGUCGUACAUUCAGGCGCUAGGACCCAGAGGUCUUUGGCGGCGCCUGCCCUCCAUCCGGCGGUCACUGUGCUUCCCUGUGGCCGAAGAGAGGCUCCCUCAGUCCGGCCGCUCUCUUGCCAGACAGUCCUCACCGACGGAGCGUCACUUUUGAAUGAAACAGGAGCAAGUCCUCACCCGGGCAGCAAAGUGGAGGGAAAGGACAAACCAACGGACAUUUUGAUAGUAUGGACGCCGAACGCCAAAGCGACGUGGUGGAGCGUCUGGUCAACGAGCUCGGUGCUCUGCUGAAGAUGUUGGAUCAUGAGAGCGUCAGCCCCGCCACCGCAGACAAGAUGGCGUCCGUACGCAACAUCCUGGACGCGCUGUCAGUCAGCGGAUCCGAUGUUUACAUGAACAGCUGUCUCUAUGGCAACGGCACCAGCUUCGUCGAGUCUCUGUUUGACCACUUUGCAGACUGUGAUCUACAGGCGCUCAGCACCUCUCCUGUCCAGCAGAGGGAGCCCACAGAGGAAGAGGAGGAGACGCCCCCUAACAAAUCGAUCCCCACUGACACGCCCCCUCCACUGCCUGCCACGCCCCUCCCUGAGGACUACUACGAGGAGGCGGUUCCUCUUCACUCGGGCUCCGCCCCCCAGUACUUCACCACCAACAUGGACCCAGCUUCCAGGAACUCCGAGGAAGACGCCUACUAUGAAGAUGCAGACAACAACUACCCCACCACCAGGAUCAACGGGCCUCCCAAAAACUCCUAUAACGACUCCGACGCUCUGAGCAGCUCCUACGAGUCGUACGAGGAGGAGGAAGAGGAGGCCAAAGGACAGGGUCCUCCUCAGAGAUGGGCCGCGGACGGCAGUCCGGACGGCCCGGUCCAGGACUGCAGGAUUUGCGCUUUCCUGAUGCGGAAGAAGCGCUUCGGCCAGUGGUCCAAACAGCUGGUGGUGGUCCGAGACAGCAAACUACAGUGCUACAAAAGCAUCAAGGAGAGCACCCCCCACACGGAGCUCCCUCUCAACCUGUGCAACGUCAUUUACGUCUACAAGGAGGGUCGCAAGAAGAGACACGAGCUGCGCUUCUCUCUGCCGGGCGGAGAGGUUCUGGUUCUGGCUGUGCAGAGCAAGGAACAAGCCCAGAGAUGGCUCAAAGUCGUGCAAGACGUCGGCAGCCAGUGUGGCAACAUGGACGGCCUGAGCGGAUCCACCUCUCCCGUAGUCCACAGGAAGGUGGAGCUGGACAAGGCUGACAAGCACAUGUCAGACUCGGACAGUGGACCGACAGCAGACGGUCAACCAGCCACACCUGGACCUGGACCAGGACCUGGAGCUGGACCAGGACCUGGACCUGGACCAGGACCAGGACCAGGACCAGGACCUGGACCUGGACCUGGACGGGAUGCUGCCGACACACUCAGCAAAGGAAAACGCGGUGCCUUCUCGGAGCUGACGGGAUCGAUGAGCCGAGCGGCCGGGAAGAAGAUCAACCAAAUCAUCACCUUCUCCAAACGCAAGACGCCCGCCGGUCACCAUGACGACCCUCGUUGCGGCUAUCUGAGCGUGUGCGUGGGCGGAGUCUGGAAGGAUCGCUGGUGCACGCUGCGAGCGGGGAGUCUGCACCUGCUGAGGGACCCGGGCGACCAGCGGCCUCCCGUCAUGGUGGUCCCCUUGAGGGGGGGCGAGGUGGUCCCGGGGGGCUGUGGCCCCAAGCAUCCCUUUUCCUUCCGCAUCCUUCAGGGAGGCGUGGAGCUGGCGUCCUUGGAGGCCGGCUGCUCGGAGACGCUGGGACGCUGGCUGGGGGUCCUGUUCGCCGAGACGGGCAACGCCACGCUACCCGAUGAGCUUCACUACGACUACAUCGACGUGGACACCUUGACGGACAUACGCCACGCCGCCAGACACUCCUUCCUGUGGGCAACCUCCGCCGCCGCCGCCGUGGACCCCACCACGUACGAUGACGUUUACGAGAGUGUGGAGGACGACGAGGACGAGGGCAGGGCCAGGGGCGGCCAGGUGAGACGCCACGCCUCCUUCUCCAGCAGGGACUCCGAGAAGACGGAGCAGCAGGCCGCCGUCAAGAGACACGCCUCCAACGUCAACCAGUACGGACGCUACGGGAAACUGCGAGCGGAGGAGGACGCCAGACGCUACCUGACGCAGCGGGAGGAGCUGGAGGGGCAGAAGGAGCGGCUCAGGAACGCCCUCGUCUCCCUGCGCAGGGAGAAGAAAGACUUGAAGAGCGGCGGCGGGACAGGUGAGGGACGAGGCGCGGCCCCCGCCCAAACUCGCGCUCAAUGUGUGUGUGUGUUUGAAGAUGGCGGCGUGGAGCGGCGGCUGGCCCAGCUGGAAGUGCUGUGCAAGCAGAAGGAGGAGGAGAGGGUGGAGCUAGAACUCCGACUGACCGAAGUCAAGGACAACCUCAGCAAGUCACUGGCCAGGGGACAGCUGGCUCCGCCCACCAACGCCACCGUCACCUCCAAGAAGCAGGACAAGAAAGUGGACAAAGUUUACAAUGACAUCAUUCCCGUCAACUCAGCGUCCGAACUCCGCAAACGACCGCCAUCGCUCUACGCCUCCUCCAAAGUCAAUGUCAUGCAGAAGGCAAAGGAGUGGGAGUCCAAGACGAGCACGUAGACGCUGUGACGUUGACGGCAGACAAAGAGGAAGAGGAGACACUUUGUGUGUUGGACCACGUGGGCGGAGUCACGCAUAGAGGCCCCUCCCCCCUCAGCUCAUCUACAUAUCGUAAGGACGUCAAAGUGACUGGCACUGACGAGGCGUGCACGUGAGCGACACCGAUUUGAUUCGUUUCAAUGAAAAAGCAAAAGUUGUAAGUGUGGGGUUUUUUGCAUGUGAAUGCUGAGGAAUAUGUUAUUUCUUGUAUUUAUUUAUUUUUCUAUUUACGUUUUUUUUUUUUUUUAACUCUUCCAAGCCAUUGCAGCAUCACAAUGCUCAUUCAGGACACAAAUGCUUGCGUUCCAAUUUUUUUAACGUCAAAAUUUUCUUUGAAAUUAUUGACUAAUUUUUUCCAGAAUUCACUACGAUUUUCAUCCCACAAGUUACGGAGGUCAAUUUGUGUCUUUAUUACGAAAGCUUUUUUGGACACUGAAUUUUAUUGCAUUAAAUUAUAUCGACAAUUUCAUUGAAUAAAAAUUUGGGAGCAGAAUUUGCGUGUUUAAAAAUUCAGUGUAAAAUAAAUAAAUAAAUGUAUUUAAAAAAAAAAACAUUCAUCCAUUUUCUACCGCCUGUCCGUCUUGGGGUUGCGGGUGGGCUGGAACCUAUUAUAGAGUUAAAAAAAAAAAGUAUGUUUUAAAAAAUUCAGUGUAAAAAAAAAAAUCGGUGAAAAAUUUCAGUGUAAAAAAGGUUCUGUUUAUAAAAUUUUUGUGUAAAAAAAAUUUGAGUAAAAAAAAAAUUCUGUCUAAAAAAGGUUCUGUUUGUAAAAUUUUUGUGUAAAAUAAAUUUGAGUAAAAAAAAAAUUCAGUGUAAAAAAAUGUGUGUAAAAAAAAAAAAUCGGUGAAAAAUUUCAGUGUAAAAAAGGUUCUGUUUGUAAAAAUUUUGUGUAAAAAAAAAUUUGAAUAAAAAAAAAUUCUGUCUAAAAAAGGUUCUGUUUGUAAAAUUUUUGUGUAAAAUAAAUUUGAGUAAAAAAAAAAUUCUGCGUAAAAAAACCUACAAAAUUCAUCCAUCCAUCCCUUUAUUUACAGCUUGUCCCUCUUGGGGUCACAGGGGGCUGCAGCCUAUCAUAGUGUAAAAAAAAAAAAGUGAAAAACAUGCAGUGUAAAAUUUUCAGUGUAAAAAAGGUUCUGUUUGUACAUUUUUUUGUGCAAAUUUUUUUUGAGUAAAAAUAAAAAUUCAGUGUAAAAAACCUUACAAAAAUUAUCCAUCCAUCCAUUUUCUACAGCUUGUCUCUCUUGGGGUGACAGGGGGCUGCAGCCUAUCCGAGUGUAAAAAAAAUCUGUGUAAAAAAUGCGGUGUAAAAAAUGUUCUGUUUGUAAAAUGUUUGUGUAAAAAACUUUUGAGUAAAAAAAAAAUUCAGUGCAAAAGAAAAAUACAAAAUUCAUCCAUCCAUCCAUUUUCUACAGCUUGUCCCUCUUGGAGUCACAGGCGGCUGCAGCCUAUCCGAGUGUAAAAAAAAUAAUUGAAAAACAUGCAGUGUAAAAUGUUUAGCGUAAAAAAGGUUCUGUUUGUGAAAAUAAAAAAAAUCAGUGUAAAAAAACCUUACAAAAAUUAUCCAUCCAUCCAUUUGCUACAGCUUGUCUCUCUUGGGGUGACAGGGGGCUGCAGCCUAUCCGAGUGUAAAAAAAAUCUGUGUAAAAAAUGCGGUGUAAAAACGGUUCUGUUUGUAAAAUGUUUGUGUAAAAAAAUUUUGAGUAAAAAAAAAAUUCAGUGUAAAAGAAAAAUACAAAAUUCAUCCAUCCAUCCAUUUUCUACAGCUUGUCCCUCUUGGAGUCACAGGCGGCUGCAGCCUAUCCGAGUGAAAAAAAAUCAGUGAAAAACAUGCAGUGUAAAAUGUUUAGCGUAAAAAAGGUUCUGUUUGUAAAAAUAAAAAAAAAUCUGUGUAAAAAAACCUUACAAAAAGUAUCCAUCCAUCCAUUUUCUACAGCUUGUCUCUCUUGGGGUGACAAGGGGCUGCAGCCUAUCCGAGUGUAAAAAAAAUCUGUGUAAAAAAUGCGGUGUAAAAAAUGUUCUGUUUGUAAAAUGUUUGUGUAAAAAAAUUUUGAGUAAAAAAAAAAUUCAGUGUAAAAGAAAAAUACAAAAUUCAUCCAUCCAUCCAUUUUCUACAGCUUGUCCCUCUUGGAGUCACAGGCGGCUGCAGCCUAUCCGAGUGUAAAAAAAUCAGUGAAAAACAUGCAGUGUAAAAUGUUUAGCGUAAAAAAGGUUCUGUUUGGAAAAUUUUUGUGUAAAAAAAUGUUGAGUAAAAAAAAAAUUCUGUGUAAAAAAACCUUACAAAAAUUAUUCAUACAUCCAUUUCUACAGCUUGUCUCUCUUGGGCUUUCGAGGGCUGCAGCCUAUCAGAGUGUAAAAAAAAUCCUUUAAAAAAAUGCAGUGUAAAAAAUGUUCUGUUUGUAAAAUGUUUGUGUAUAAAAUUUUUGAGUAAAAAAAAAAAUCUGUGUAAAAAAAAAAAACAACCUACAAAAUUCAUCCAUCCAUCCAUUUUUUUACAGCUUGUCCCUCUUGGACUGACAGGGGUCCGCAGCCUAUCCGAGUGUAAAAAAAAAUCUGUGAAAAAAAUGCUGUGGAAAAAAAAAAUCUGUGGAAAAAAAUGCUGUGUAAAAAAGGUUCUGUUUGUAAAAAUUUUGUGUAAAAAAAAUAUUCAGUCUAAAAAAAACUACAAAUAUCAUCCAUCCAUCCAUUUUCUACAGCUUGUCCCUCUUGUAGUCACAGGGGGCUGCAGCCUAUCCAAGUGUAAAAAAAUCAGUGUGUAAAAAAAUUAAGGAGAGACAAUCAAAGUAAAAAAAAAUUGAAAAAAGGUUCCAUCCAUCCAUUUUCUACCGCUUGUCCCUCUCACAAGUCAUGGGGGUCUGCAACCGAUGCUGUGUAAAAAAAAUGUUUGUAAAGAUCCAGUUUGUAAAAAAAUCUGUGUAAGAACAAGGUUGUAAAAAUUCGGUGUAAAAAAAAAAAAUUUGAAAAAAUUUAGUGUAAGAAAAUCAGUGUAAAAACUCAUCCAUCUAUUAAUUUUCUACCGCUUGUCCCUCUAGGGGUCACGGGUGGCUGCAGUCUAUCCCAAUGCAAAAACAAUGUUUGUAAACAUUCAGUGGAAAAAGAAAGUUUGUAAAAUUCAGUGUGAAAAAAUACUGUGUAAAAAAACCUUCAAAAAUAAUCCAUCCAUCCAUUUUCUACCGCUUGUCCCUCUCAGGGGUCAUGGGGGACUCCAACCUAUCCCAGUGUAAAAAGAAAAUGUUAGUAAAAAUUCAGUUUGUAAAAUGUCAGUGUAAAAAUAAAAUUCAGUGUGUAAAAAAAUACAAAAAAAUUUGUAUAAGAAAAUCAGUGUAAAAACUCAUCCAUCCAUUCAUUUUCUACUGUUUGUCCCUCUCUAGGUCACGGGUAGCUGCAGCCUAUCCCAGUGUAAAAAAAGUCAGUGUAAAAAAUACUGUGUAUAAAUUUCAGUGUCAAAAAAUUAAGUUUGUAAAAAUGUUGUAAAAAAUUUCAGGAGAGACAAUCAAUGUAAAAUAAAACAAUUUGAAAUGUUGUGUAAAAAAUAAUCCAUCCAUCCAUUUUCUACCGAUUGUCCCUCUCAAGGGUCAUGGGUGGCUGCAACCUAUCCCAGUGUA
Entelurus aequoreus (snake pipefish) is the source of this 6261-nucleotide messenger RNA. RefSeq names its product actin filament-associated protein 1-like 1. Gene Ontology annotation, cellular component: cytosol. Gene Ontology annotation, molecular function: SH3 domain binding. Lineage: Eukaryota; Metazoa; Chordata; Actinopteri; Syngnathiformes; Syngnathidae. The transcript has 18 exons. The record is from RefSeq and is a predicted model, not a curated record. Bases 227 to 2626 code for a protein of 799 amino acids.